This is a messenger RNA of Diaporthe amygdali, 288 nucleotides long. RefSeq lists its product as uncharacterized. The transcript has a single exon. Bases 1 to 288 code for a protein of 95 amino acids. The record is from RefSeq and is a predicted model, not a curated record. Lineage: Eukaryota; Fungi; Ascomycota; Sordariomycetes; Diaporthales; Diaporthaceae.
AUGAUCAGGAAAGCCCACCGACUGGAAGAUACAGCGAAGGACCUCGAGGCAGGAAGCGGCAUCAACGCCCCCACAGUAGACGCCUACACAACAACAACCAAGUGGACGGCAAAGAAUUCCAGAACCUCGAACCCGAGACACCGACACGAGGCGGUCUUCAAAACGUCUCUCGAAGGCGGGAAGGUCGACCCCCGCCAGAGAGGAUUCUACAGUCGGCUACGCGAAUAUCUCGAGAGUUCUUGGCGUCUCCCUGGAAGUCUGUUCGUCACGACGAAAGCGUCCCUGUAA